GACAAGAAAAAAAAAACUUAAACCUCACUCACCUUUCUUCACCAUCGACUAUGUAUGACUGUCAUUGUCGCUAGCUCUGCCAUUAUCUCCGUCUUGAGGUUUAUUAUUUCCAAUGGCAAAAAAACACGGUAGGUCGGAGCUCCGAUCCGACAGGGUGUCCUUGAUCCGAAUAUAAGCAGGGCAAAAACGAUGCGAGUUGAGAUCCGACCCGACCUGUUAGCAAUUGAAGCGGAUGAGACGACGAGCCGACCAGAUUGUUGUUGUUUUUUUUUUAAUAAAUAAAUUUUUUUAAAAUCUAAUUACUAUCACUAUUUACUGCUUCUUCUUGUAUGGAGAAUUUAUUAACUUAUGAAGCGUCGGAUGUUUCGACCAGAUAUUGUUUUAAUUGCUAUUUUUACAUUUUUAAUUUGGAAUUGGCUGGAUGAUGAAUAUAGAUGACUAAUAAAUUUCUUUGAUUUGUGUUUUUUGUUUGACCGGACCUUGACCGAUAACCCUCUUAUUCUUUGCUCUGAUUUUUCACUGUUUUUUUCAUUUUCUUUAGGGUUAGGUUUUUUUUUUUAAUAAAGUGGCUCUGUGAUUAACUGCCUGGAUUGGGCAAUCUACGCUAUUCCGAUUUCUAUAUGAACAAUGAGAGCUGCUACUUUGUAAUUCAUUCAUUUGGGUUAUCCACUUAAUACUUACUUUUUCCUAUUAUUACCUUCAUUUUUUUUUUUCAAUUGGUUUUUUAGUCACCCUUUACAGCAUAGUGGGCCUCUUGGAAGUGCCCAGCUGUUGAAUUAAAAAAUCAAUUGUGAUCCUGCUAUACAUUCUGCAAAUGGUUUCUGUGGUUUAGGCGGUAUCGUUCGACAUCACAAUUGGUCCAUUUUAAUGGCGGAUUCUAAGUUCCUGCCUUACCCCUAUCCUGCAUCUACUGCUGAAGCUUUAGCAAUCCAUUUUGGGGCCUCUCUGGCCCAUCAAUUUAACUUGGAUUCUUUCUCUUAAGAGUCUGAUCGUUUAAAUGCUGUUAACAAGCUUAAUAGUGGUGUUUUUUUGGAUACGUGAUUUGGGCAAUAUCUUGGAAGAUAUAUUUUUUUGUUUUGACUGCUCCUUUGCAUAAGAAAAAUGGCUUUAGCUUCAAAGUCAUCGGAUUUUGGGAUAGAGGAUUUAGGUCUCUUGUGUUUUAUCAGCGACUUGUGCUGAUACCUCUUCCUCUGUAACUCUUCUUUGUUUUAUGAAUUUUCUCUCUUCAAAUAGAAAAAAGAGACUAUUCAACAAAAUCUUUGACUUGCACAAUGUCUGUUUUAUUAAGCUGAAGUUUUAUUAAUUUCUUGUUUUAUUAGUUUGGUGUUUGUUUACUUUUGGAUGGUUGACAUCAAACAGUGACAUGAGAUUUCUUCAAGGAAUUUGUGAAGAAAUAUCCUGCUUGCUUUGUUGGAGGAGCAUGCCUCUUUUAUGGCCUUCUCAAUUUUGGGAGCUCCUCUAUUGUAGGCAGUCUCAUAUUUUAUGGCCUUAUGAAGCAGCAUACUGCCUUUACCUUUUUGGACUGGCCACGAGUCUUACAUUUUUCACUUAUUUUUAUGGAACUACCAUCGUGGUGAUAAGUUUUUUAUGCAGCAAUUGAAAUUUAAUGUCAAAUAUUGAUUAGUUUUCUGUCAAAUCUGAAAGUCAAUUUUUUCCUUGGUUCGAAGGGUUAUUAAUUGUAUGUUUGAUAAUGUGUAUUUGGUAAAACGUAUUGUGAACUGAAUUCUGCUUUGCAGAGAUGGUAGCAUGGAAAUACAUGCCCAAGAGCUUCUAGAAGAGGACUGCCAAAAUGGGGGGAGGAAUGGAGGCAAACAAGAACAAGUUCAUAGAGGAGUGGGGCGCUGCAAGAGAGAAUCUUGAGCACAACUUCCGUUGGACACGCCGCAACUUUGCCCUUAUUGGAUUGUUUGGCAUUGCCAUCCCAAUCUUCGUCUACAAGGGUAUCGUCAAAGAAUUUCAUAUGCAAGAUGAAGAUAACGGUAGACCGUACAGGAAAUUUUUGUGAGCAUCUAGUGAAAUGCUUUAGAACAAUGUUUUCAAGUGCUAACAGAGUUCCAUUUCCUGGUAUGAAUAUACUGUUUGCACCAUUAAAAUUUGUGUCAAAGUGAUGUUUACAGGCCAGUUUACUUUGUUUUGGAAUUGUACUUUGCCAUUUGCCAUCUAACUUUGCCCUUUGUAUUAAUUUUGUCCAUCUUGAUUCGUUUUAAUAUUGACACCAAGACUAUUGUCAUCAUAAAGAGUUUCGAGGUGUCUUUUCUCUUUGUUUAUGAGUAAAUAAAAGGAUAGAAAUUUGUUUCUUGUU
Molecule: messenger RNA, 2302 nt
Organism: Humulus lupulus (European hop)
Lineage: Eukaryota; Viridiplantae; Streptophyta; Magnoliopsida; Rosales; Cannabaceae
Exons: 2
Coding region: 1790-2005 (71 amino acids)
Source: RefSeq, a predicted model, not a curated record